Necator americanus (New World hookworm) is the source of this 1800-nucleotide messenger RNA. RefSeq lists its product as uncharacterized. The record is from RefSeq and is a predicted model, not a curated record. NCBI's taxonomy places the organism in Eukaryota, Metazoa, Nematoda, Chromadorea, Rhabditida, Ancylostomatidae. The transcript is spliced from 13 exons. Bases 1 to 1800 code for a protein of 599 amino acids.
AUGAGCUCUGUUAACAGAUUCCGUCCCGGUGAUGAAAAAAGUAAAAGGUGUGAGAGCUUUCUUCUGCUACCUGCCGUCAACGCUCAGUAUAGAAGAUGUUUUGCCAAUGAAGAGUUCAAUGCCUGCGCCUCUCCUUGUGAGGCAACAUGUAAAGAACCUAAUCGGGAAACUUGCCCGGGGUGUGCAGCUACGUGUGAAUGCAAGCCAGGCUUCCUAAGAAAUGAAUAUGGCGCUUGCGUGAAUGACUGCGACAACCUUCAGACAUUAAGACCUACGUGUAAUGCCAAUGAAGAGUUCAAAGAUUGUGGUACAGCUUGUGAGCCAACGUGCUGGAACCCCAAACCAGAAAACUGCUCAAAGAUGUGUGUAGUUGGAUGCCAGUGCAAAGAAGGAUAUUUCAGAAACGGAGAUGAUUGCACUACCGAAUGCGAAAAUGAUGACAAUGUCACAGCAACCAACCAACCACCAACCAACCAACCAGAUGUUCCUUGCCCACAAAAUGAAGAACUCAUAGAAUGCGGCGGCCCCUGUGAAUCGACUUGUGAAAGUCCCGCUCCAGUGAAUCCGGAUUGCAUAUACGACUGCAUAGGGGUUAUUUGUCGGUGCCGUGAAGGCUUCGCUCGUAAUUCGGAGGAUAAGUGCAUUCCGCAGAAGGAAUGUACUUAUAGUGGAGAAGAAUUUCCCAAUGAUUCCCUGGAUACAGGGAUUGCGUCCGCAGACAGCUGUGAUGAUGUAAAAUGUCCAGAAGGAACUGCCUGUUCCAUAGAAGACAGAUGUUUGGGGCCGCCAUGUCCCGUAGUUGUGUGCAAUCCAUCCUCUCAGAGCUCAUCGGAGACAUGUGGACCAAACGAGCUGCUGAAAGAAUGCUUCGGAUGCGAACCAACGUGUGAUCAUAUGAACCCAAAUUGUGAAGUUACUUGCGGCCGCCCUAGAUGCGUGUGCGAGGAAGGAUUCGCCCGGACUUCUUUUGGAGAGUGCGUUGAGAAGAAGAACUGCUUUUAUCCUGGGAUAGAGGAUCGACCGAGUGUGCCUGUAGAGAGCAAUCCGUUCUAUCGGGGAUCAUCAGUGAUGUGUGGACGGAACGAGGUGUCAGAAAGCUGCUUCGGAUGCGAACCAACAUGUGAUUCUAUGAAACCAGAUUGUGAAGUUAUUUGCGGCAGACCUACAUGUGUGUGCGAGGAAGGAUUCUUUCGAUCAUUUUUGGGAGAUUGUGUUACAAAAGACGAAUGUUCUUUCCUUUUGGAUCAACCGGAUGUUUCGGACAGCGAUUUGCUCCCUCAGGGAUCAUCAUGGAUGUGUGGACCAAACGAAUUGUUAAAAAAAUGCUUCGGCUGCGAACCAUCAUGUCUUCACAUGGACCCUGCACCGAAACGGAAAAGGAUUAGGAUGGCGAUCUCUACUUAUAACGCACGUACGCUUGCAUCGGAAGCGGCCAUCGAAGAUCUGAUGAUGCAAGUCAAGAAGAUCAAGUACGACGUCAUCGGACUGACCGAGACGAGACGACGUCACCCUCUCAACGUCGUAUAUGAAACUGGAGGAGAACUGUUCUUAGGAACAUACGACAGUAGAGGUGUUGGUGGAGUUGGCGUCCUAGUCAACACGAGUAUGGCAAAGAACAUCGACUCUUUCGAACAACUUACGACUCGAAUCGGACGUCUGCGGAUGAGAAGAUGUGGUCCAACACCAGCUUUGACAAUCUUCGUCGCUUACCAUCAAGCUACGAAGAAGAAGAAGUCGAAGCUUUGUACAUGGACCUGGAGAUGUUCUACCGAGGAGAUCAAGGCUUCUACAAGGUCAUAA